Molecule: messenger RNA, 864 nt
Organism: Paramecium pentaurelia
Lineage: Eukaryota; Ciliophora; Oligohymenophorea; Peniculida; Parameciidae
Source: the annotation of a GenBank genome assembly
AUGGGAAAUAAUUUUUGUUUAGGGAAACGUUCUUUUAAGAAAAAAAAUGAGAUUGAGCAUUAAAUGUUUAUAUAAGAAAUAGAUUAUCAACUUGAUAAAUUAAAGGAAAUACCUUAUAAAUAAUAUAAACAUCCAGAAUAUGAGAAAAAAACGAUUAUUGAUUUACUUUAAGUAAUUGAUAUAAAGAGCACUCGUUAAUCAAUUAUAGAGCCAGAAUAAGAAAAAGAAGUUGUAAAGGUUGAUGAAAUAAAACCAGAUGAAUUUAACUAAUAUUAGGAACUUGGAAAAGAGAUAAUAACAUAAAUUUAAUAAAAAAUUUAGGAGUUUCCAUUAAAUGAGAAAAAUUGGAGUUUAUUGUUAGAUGAUACAAAAAGCCCUCAUUUUUUAAAAUUAUAUAUAAGAUAAGUAUAAUUACCAGAUGGAAAUAAAAUUAAUGUUACUUUUAGUUAAUUUAUAGUUCCAUGUAAAAGUGAAAAGUUUAUAUAAUUUAUGGGAGAUUUUAAAGAUUAAAUAAAACUUGAUAAUAGGAUCGAUUAAUUUAAAUGUAUAAAAAAGCAUCCAGAAAAACAAGAACAACUUAUAUAUUUAAGUUAUAAAAGUGUUUCAAUUGUAUCAGCAAGAGAUUUUGUUUACUUUAAAAAAACAGAAUAAAUUAAUAAAGAUAAUGAUAUUUGGUGUGAUGCUAGCAGAUCUAUUAUUGAUAAUUCAAUAUGUCCUAUAUAAAAUAAAAUUGUGAGAGGAAAUAUAGAAUUAAGUGGAUAUAUAAUCCAACCUCUAAAAAAUGUAAUGAAAUAGGAGUAUUUUUCUUAGAGGUUAUAUUAAACAUUAGUUUUUAAGGUUCUCAACAAUAGUUUUUAAAGUUGA